AUGUGCGAAUGUUCGCAGAUAAUCGCCUUCUUUGGUCUCGCCCUGGCCUCUGGAAUCGUUUCCGCGGGAUACGUUGACGAGGAUCAUGGAAGCUCCACGUACGAGGAGAAAACUAAACCAGUGGAAAUUCCUAUAUACAAGAAAUAUGCGAUCCCGAUUCCUCAUCCCGUGCCAGUCGAGAUCCCGCAGAAGAUCGAAAUUCCUAUUCCCCAACCUCAAAAGGUCCCCGUCGAAAUUCCACACCCUUUUCCAGUCGAAGUCGUGAAGCACGUCGAGGUGCCGAUCGAGAAGCCGGAACCUGUUAUCGUGGAGAAGCACGUACCUUUUGUGGUGGAGAAGCCGUAUCCAGUUUACGUCGAAAAGAAAUUUCCCAUUCCGGUCGCCAAGCCGUAUCCAGUUCACGUGCCAGUUUAUAAGCACGUAUUCCAUUACACUUCAAAGGGCAAAGGAUGGCACUAAGGUGAUCCUCCUAUUACCCGCCCGGGGAUUGUUUCUUCCACGGAGUGAUCGUUUUACAAGAGAGUUUCUUUCCACCUGAAAU
Messenger RNA from Apis dorsata (giant honeybee), 541 nucleotides. Its product is annotated as MAGE-like protein 2. Bases 1 to 459 code for a protein of 152 amino acids. The record is from RefSeq and is a predicted model, not a curated record. The transcript has 3 exons. Lineage: Eukaryota; Metazoa; Arthropoda; Insecta; Hymenoptera; Apidae.